Molecule: messenger RNA, 1767 nt
Organism: Podospora pseudocomata
Lineage: Eukaryota; Fungi; Ascomycota; Sordariomycetes; Sordariales; Podosporaceae
Gene: NAG2
Product: N-acetyl-glucosamine-6-phosphate deacetylase
Exons: 2
Coding region: 233-1621 (462 amino acids)
Biological process (GO): N-acetylglucosamine catabolic process
Molecular function (GO): N-acetylglucosamine-6-phosphate deacetylase activity
Source: RefSeq, a predicted model, not a curated record
GAUAGCCACGGGUUUGGCUUGCUUGCUUACCUCCGCCCGAAGCCGCCAGAUGUGCCUUCUUAGAAUGACUGAUGAAGUCUAUUUGGCAAGCACGAUGUUCAUGAUGGAGGUUUAUGGCUCGUGGAUAGCCGCCGCAAACCGCAUUUCAACCUUUCCAAGUCCUCUUCCCGAGCAGUAUCUUCUAAGGUAGCCAACCUAUGUCCUAGAAUCAGCCGCCAGCACGAAUAUCAACAUGUCAGCCCUGCGCCCGUCAUCCUCGAGUACUCCAUCCUCGAGAGCGCAGGAUCAUGGAGAGCCUGAGGUCAUCCAGUUCGUCAACUGCCGCCUACUCCGAGACGGCAAGCUCGUCAAGGGAGAUCUCUGGAUAAACACCGAGAAUGGCACCAUUGGCUCUUCCAAACGAACCCCAGAUGCUGUCCGUGACCUCCAAGGAUGCAUCAUAGCCCCAGGCUUCAUCGACUGCCAAAUAAACGGCGCUAUUGGAUUCAACUUCUCAACCAUCCCCGACGACAUCUCCGACUAUCCUAAGCAACUUACCAAAGUCAACAAAUGGCUUGUCCAGACAGGAGUGACAUCUUACCUGCCCACCCUCACGAGCCAGCACAGCGAGGCCUAUCAUAAGGUUAUCCCAUUCCUCACCCCCACACCCCGACCAUCCCCAGACCGCGGCGCCUCAGUCCUAGGAGCCCACCUCGAAGGCCCUUUUCUAAGCCCACGCAAAUGCGGCGUCCACGACCGCUCCGUCCUCCGCACCGCCCAAUCCUACCAAGACCUCGACACGGUCUAUAACCUCUCCCGAGCCCCUCCCCACUCUGUCAAGAUGGUUACCCUAGCCCCUGAAGUCCUCCUCCAGGAAGGACCGGAAAUCAUCUCGAAACUCACCGGCGACGGCAUCGUCGUCUCGUUGGGACACACGGCAGCCUCGUACGAGAAAGCCCGCGAGGCACUCGCUGCUGGCGCGAGAAUGGUGACACACUUCUUCAAUGCCAUGCCCCCUUUUGGUCACCGCGAGUCGGAGCUUAGUAUCGCCAACAUCAUUAUCCCGGGGAGGAAUGAAGAAGCUCCCAGUUAUGGCAUUAUUGUUGAUGGGGUUCACAACCACAAGUCAGCGGUUAUGCUGGCGCACUCGGUGCAUCCGGAGGGGCUGAUCUUGGUGACGGAUGCGAUGCAUGUGCUGGGGUUGGGGGACGGGACGUAUCCGUGGCGGAAUGGGACCGAGAAGUCGAGUGUUGUCAAGUCUAGGGGGAGGGUGAUGACUCCGAAGAUGGAUGAGGAAAAGAGAGAGAGGAUGGUGUUGGCGGGGAGUGCGGUGACGUUGUUGGAGUGUGUGAAUAAUUUUUUGGGGUAUAUUGAUACGACGAGUGUUGGUUUGGAAGGGGAUGAGGGGGAGAAUGAGCAUAUCGUUUCGGCGUUGAUGGCGGUGACGGAGCGCCCGGCGAGGUUGUUGGGUUUGGAGGGGAGCAUUGGGACUUUGGAGGAUGGGACGGAUGGGGAUAUUGUUGUUUUGGAGAGGGUUACGGGGGAGGGGGGUGGGGGGAUGGUGUUGAAGUUGAGGGAGGUGUGGAAGCAGGGGAGGAUGGUUUUUGAGGGGGAGAAUUGGGGUGGUGUCUGGCGGCUUUAGGGAUGGGGGUUUUGGUUGAUGGGCAUUGUAGGAUAGAUUGUUGGUUUUGAAGAGUAAAUUACUGGGCUUUGGAGGACACUCGAUAGGCCAUGAGAACAUUUUAAAGAGGCCUGGAAUCCCAUACAGACUGUUUCUAAGGCUAUGCG